Messenger RNA from Phycodurus eques (leafy seadragon), 1372 nucleotides. It is a transcript of the gene ghrhrb, whose product is annotated as growth hormone releasing hormone receptor b. NCBI's taxonomy places the organism in Eukaryota, Metazoa, Chordata, Actinopteri, Syngnathiformes, Syngnathidae. Gene Ontology annotation, molecular function: vasoactive intestinal polypeptide receptor activity; peptide hormone binding; G protein-coupled peptide receptor activity. Gene Ontology annotation, cellular component: plasma membrane. The record is from RefSeq and is a predicted model, not a curated record. The transcript has 13 exons. Gene Ontology annotation, biological process: cell surface receptor signaling pathway; adenylate cyclase-modulating G protein-coupled receptor signaling pathway. The coding region runs from base 56 to 1372 and encodes 438 amino acids.
UGGAGGCUUUUGGUGGAAACGGGUGACUACGUUGCUUUCCCUGAGUCUGCUGCAGAUGGUGUGGGAGACGACGGAGGCCAUUCACCCAGACUGUGCCCUCGUGGUUCAACACAUGAAGGCUCAGGAAGAAUGCAGCCAGAUCAUCAAGCAGCAAGAAAACAAGCUCUCCACUGGGACAGGGUGCCCAACAGUGUGGGAUGAGAUUCGCUGCUGGUAUCGUGCUGAGGUGGGACAGGUGGUCGGUGUAUCAUGUGCCAAUAUCUCCCAGCUGUUUAAUAACAAAGGUUACAUCUACAGGAACUGCACAGAAAACGGAUGGUCUGCGCUGUACCCAACCUAUACAGAAACCUGUGAUUUUGCAGAUGACAGUGAAGCAGAAUCAGAGACAACCUACUUCUCCAACUUCAAACAGGUGUAUACAGCUGGCUAUGCUACCUCCCUCAUCUCUCUUAUAUCUGCCAUUUUUGUCUUUAUAGUAUUCAGGAAGUUUCACUGCACCAGGAACUACAUCCAUAUGAACCUCUUCUUCUCUUUCAUCUUGAGAGCGAGCGCUGUCUUCAUUAAAGAUGAAAUUCUCUUCUCCAAUGAAGACCUGGACCACUGUUUCAUGUCAAGUACAUCCUGUAAAUCAGCAGUGGCCUUCUUUCAGUUUAGUAUCCUAGCCAACUACUUCUGGCUCUUGGUGGAGGGCAUGUACUUGCAGACCCUGCUGGCUCUCACAUUUGUCUUCCAGAAAAAGUACUUCUGGUGGUACAUUCUAAUUGGCUGGGGUCUCCCAACAACAAUCAUAACUGCAUGGGUCUUGACUCGGAACUUCUAUGACAACAGAGGCUGCUGGGAUGACACAGAUGUGGCCUUUAUCUGGUGGAUCAUAAAAGCUCCAAUAACCGCAUCAUUACUGGUAAACUUCAUCAUCUUCAUCAAUGUGAUCCGUAUUCUGGUGCAGAAACUGCGAUCCCCUGGUGUUGGUGGCAGCGAUACCAGUCACUUCAAGAGACUGGCCAAAUCCACUCUGCUGCUCAUUCCGCUAUUUGGGAUGCACUAUAUGGUGUUUGCUUUCCUACCAGAAAACACAGGAGCAGAGGCUCGUCUUUUCAUAGAGCUUGGUUUGGGAUCCUUUCAGGGAUUUGUUGUUGCCCUACUCUACUGUUUCUUAAAUGGUGAGGUGCAGGCAGAACUGAAGAAGAGAUUUUGGAAGUGGCAGACUCAGAGUUACCUGCGUUAUAGUAAACGACGUCGAACCUUGUUCGCUGAAAGCAGCACGGUUACUCAGAUAUCUGUCCUUGACAAAUCCAGCCCCAAAGGUCUGCCAGGCUCUAGGACAAAUGCCCUCUCAAGUAUUGUGACACCCUGCAACAUCUCCACAGUUUGA